GAUGGCCUUCGAGGAAAUUUGAAACGUCUACAUAAUCUGUUUGUCUACUGAUAUUACUCAAAAAUCUACUGUCCGUUAAAAUGUCGUCAACUAUGCUUCUGGCUUCUAGGCGUUUAACGCCGCUUUUGAGGACAUCGCAGAACUUCCCUUUAUUACGGUACUAUUUAAAAACGGAUACCGGUGCAACUCAAAAUACUUCCGGGAGAAAAAUCAAGAAACUCAUGGUUGCUAAUCGAGGUGAAAUCGCGAUCCGUAUUUUUCGUGCAUGCACUGAAAUGAAUAUUCGAACUGUGGCUAUUUAUAGUGAGCAAGAUAAAAUGCAGAUGCAUCGUCAAAAAGCUGAUGAAUCAUACUUGAUUGGGAAAAGUUUACCACCGGUAGCUGCUUAUCUUAAUAUUCCAGAAAUCAUACAGCUAGCUCUAAGACAUAAUGUAGAAGCUAUUCAUCCUGGUUAUGGAUUUCUUAGUGAACGAUCGGAAUUCGCACAAGCUUGCACUGAUGCUGGCAUUAUAUUUAUUGGACCACCGGCUAAAGUUGUAAAACGUAUGGGUGAUAAAGUCGAAGCUCGACAAGCUGCUAUUAAUGCAAAUGUUUCAGUUGUUCCUGGAAGUCCUGGACCGAUUACCUCUUCUGAAGAAGCUAUGGAAUUCUGUAAACAGUAUGGAUUACCAGUUAUACUCAAAGCAGCUUAUGGUGGCGGUGGUCGUGGUAUGCGUGUAGUUCGAAGACUUGAAGAUAUAAAACAAAAUUUUGAAUUAGCCUCAUCAGAAGCGUUAGCAGCUUUUGGAAAUGGUGCAAUGUUCAUUGAGAAAUUUAUUGAACGACCUAGACAUAUCGAAGUCCAGAUUUUAGGUGACAAAUAUGGGAAUGUUGUACAUUUGUAUGAAAGAGAUUGUUCUGUUCAACGUAGACAUCAAAAAUUAGUCGAAAUUGCACCGGCGCCUAGUCUAGAUCCAACUAUUCGUAAAUCAUUAUUAAACGAUGCGGUACGAUUAGCUUCUUCUGUUGAUUAUGAAAAUGCUGGUACAGUUGAAUUUCUAUAUGAUCAAACAACUGGACAUUAUUAUUUCAUUGAAGUCAAUGCUCGUCUUCAAGUUGAACAUACUGUUACUGAAGAAAUUACAGGUGUAGAUCUUGUUCGAUCACAAAUUCGUCUAGCUGAAGGUCGUUCAUUAAGUGAUCUUAAUUUAUGUCAAGAUAAAAUUGAACCACAUGGUUUUGCUAUACAAUGUCGUAUUACUACUGAAGAUCCAGCAAAACAAUUUCAACCUGAUUCUGGACGUAUUGAAGUAUUUCAAAGUGGUGAAGGAAUGGGUAUUCGUGUAGAUUCAGCUUCAGCUUUUGCCGGUGCAAUUAUUUCUCCGUAUUAUGAUUCAUUAUUGGUUAAAAUAAUUGCACGGGCAAGUAAUUUUCGUUUAGCUGCCAAGAAAAUGUUACGUUCAUUGGCGGAAUUUCGUAUACAUGGUGUUAAAACAAACAUUCCAUUUCUUAUGAAUGUAAUUAAACAUGAACAAUUUUUAUCUGGCAUUGUCGAUACUAAUUUUAUUGAUGAACAUCCUGAUCUGUUUGAUUUACCUCCAGCUAAACAACGUGCCCAAAAAUUAUUACGUUAUAUCGGUAAUACAAUGGUUAAUGGGCCAUCUACUCUUUUGGCUACAAAACUUCCACCAUCUGACAUUGAACCAAAGGUACCAAAAAUUUCUUAUGCCAAUAGUAUUCCACGUGGUUGGCGUAAUAUACUACUAGAAAAAGGACCGGUUGAAUUUUCCAAAGCUAUCAGAUCACAUCCACAUCUUCUAAUUACAGAUACCACUAUGCGUGAUGCACAUCAAUCACUUUUAGCAACACGAGUACGUACUUUUGAUCUUCUACGUAUUGGACCAUAUUUGGCUUAUCAGAUGCCACAGUUAUUCAGUAUAGAAAAUUGGGGAGGUGCUACAUUCGAUGUCAGCAUGCGUUUCCUUCAUGAAUGUCCUUGGGAACGUUUAGAACAACUUCGCAACGUUAUUCCAAAUAUCCCAUUUCAAAUGCUUCUACGUGGUGCAAAUGCAGUUGGUUAUAAAAACUAUCCUGAUAAUAUAAUAUACAAAUUUUGUGAAGUUGCUGUAAAAAAUGGCAUCGACAUAUUCCGUAUAUUUGAUAGUUUAAAUUACUUGCCAAAUUUACUCAUGGGGAUGGAUGCUGUCGGUACAGCUGGUGGAGUUGUUGAAGGUUCCAUAUGUUAUUCCGGUGAUCUUUCAAAUCCUAAACUUGAUAAAUAUAAUUUAAAAUAUUAUAUGGAUUUAACUGAUCAGUUAGUCAAAGCUGGGACUCAUAUAUUAGGAAUUAAAGAUAUGGCAGGUUUAUUAAAGCCAAAUGCUGCUCGUAUACUUCUGUCAGCCAUACGAGAUCGUUAUCCUGAUAUACCAAUUCAUUUGCAUACACAUGAUACAGCUGGUGCUGGUGUAGCAUGUUUAUUGGCAGCUGCCGAAUCUGGUGUUGAUAUUGUCGAUGUUGCUGUGGAUAGUAUGUCUGGUUUAACUAGUCAGCCAAGUAUGGGCGCUCUUGUCGCUUGUUUAAAACAUACUGACACUGACACUGGUUUAUCUAGCGAAGAUGUAUCAACUUAUUCAGCUUAUUGGGAACAAACGAGAAGUUUAUAUGCACCAUUUGAAUGUACCACAACUAUGCGUUCAGGUAAUGCCGAUGUAUAUGAAAAUCAAAUACCUGGUGGUCAAUAUACCAAUUUACAGUUUCAAUCUUAUUCACUUGGUUUGGGUGAUCAAUUUGAAAAUGUGAAACGUAAAUAUACUGAAGCUAAUAAACUUUUAGGUGAUAUAAUUAAGGUAACACCAUCAUCAAAAAUAGUGGGAGAUUUAGCUCAAUUUAUGGUUCAAAAUGAUUUAUCAGCUCAACAAGUAUUAGAUCGAGCUGAAGAGUUAUCUUUUCCGUCGUCAGUGAUUGAAUUUUUCAGCGGUGAAAUUGGUUUUCCUUAUGGUGGAUUCCCCGAGCCACUUAGAACAAAGAUUAUGCGAGGUCAAAAGGCUAAAACCGAGCGUGUUGGUUCACAUAUGGAACCGUUUGAUUUUGAUAAAUUAGCUAAGCAAUUAAAGGAAAAAUUCAAAAGAGAUUUUGAUGAACGCGAUCUACUGUCAGCAGCUCUAUAUCCUAAGGUAAUGAUGUAUUUAUUUAUUUUUAUUUAUUGUAUUUCAAUAUUUCCUCAUUGUAAGCUUCCAGUGGAUCCAUUGACUCGCUGUACGUUUUACCACUCUUUAACUAUUACUACUUAAUCAUGUAUUGUUUGCUUUGCUCUCUGCUACUUAUGACAUGAUAGUGAUUAAAGUAUUAUUACUCAUUUGGUAUGCGAUUCAAUCUGAUAAUUCGUGUAUGUAAGAUAACGGAUGUUUGAGAUAGUUGUUGACUGAUCUGGAUGAUUGAAACAUAAUUUAGUAGAUGCUAGCUGCAGACUUCUUUUCGGACUCAGAACUAAGGAUAGAGGAAAAUUUGUGGAGAGAGGACCAAUAGGAGUGUAGCUUAUGUGUUUGCUCAAAGUUUACAGUACAUGUCAGAACGUAUAAUUAGUCAGGUCUUGGACGCUACAUUGAGAUAGAACAGUAGACGCAGGAUAUAGAAUAAUAUAGUCAAAACUCCGAUUGGUGAGUUUGGCACGCGAUAUUGAUUAGCAUCUUAAACCAUAACAAAAGACAUCAAAUCAUUGUUGGGAACUGAAUAAUAAGGAGAAAUAAUUUAACUACAUAUUAUCAGUUAUAUUAUUAUUGUCGUUAGCUCAUUUGUUGGAUAUAUUCAUCACAGACUGAUAUCACUUGAAGUAACAAUGAAAACCAGAAGUCAUUUGACAGCUUUUCGACAGUAGUCUGCGACCCCUCAGCUAUGUGCACUUAUGCAUUCGCCACUGAUCGAGCACAGGACGUUGGUGUCUCAUGGCGAUACUUACCUACUAAAACCACUUGGUUGGCGUUCAGUGAUCCAACUCCAAUUUCAACCAGUUUUCGGCAUAGCGCGGUAACCAUCUAAUAUUUUUGGUAACAAUAUUCUGAAUUCCACUGAUACCCAGGGAAUUACCUCUCGAAAUUAUUCAUUACUAAGUAUAUAUUGCUUCUCAUUACGGAGCAUUGUUGUUUUGUUUUCAACUUGUGAAAAGAAAUAUUCUAAAUUGAAUCAACUUCUACCCUGGAUCCUUUUGGUGUAAAUUGAUUUUUCCUGUGCCUACACACUAAUUCUUGGUUAUAUUUUUAAUAUUUAGUAGAAUUUCCUAAAUUUGACAGUGUGAAACUUUCUGGUAGUUCAUAAUAUUUAGAAUUUUGAUUGGUUUAAAUAUAGUUUUAUAUGCUACAAAUAGACAACCGUCAAAGAAUCACUAAAGAAAACUAAAGAUCAUUAAACACUCGCUUCAUCCUAGCAUGAAACCUUAACAGUGUGAUCCAACCAAUGCACACUAUGUCUCUACAAAAAGUACCUUAUAAGUAUAGUACUCUGAAAGCAGAUAUUGCAGUUAACAGAUUCGUGUAGUUUAGCUUUAAGUUACAUUCCAAAUAUAAGAGCUAGUGGUACUAUAUAGUUCCCUAAACCAAAGCAAGUCGAUUGUGGUUUGAACAAGUAAUUACUAGGUCGUCAUUACUCCUGGAAUUAUGAUCCUAUAUUUUUUCUCUAAACUCUGAGAUAAUUUUUCAGCUUGAUUUUUGAUCCUUUUUAAUGAAUACUAUUCCUUUUUAAAAUUCACAUUGAUAAAUUAAUUGCAACAGGUAUUUGAUGAAUUUGAAGAGUUCCGUAAAAUCUAUGGUCCCGUAGAUCGUCUACCAACUCGUAUGUUUUUUGUAGGACCUAAGAUUGCUGAAGAAUUUCCAGUCGACUUGGAGACCGGUAAAAUGUUACAUAUUAAAACAUUGGCUGUCGGUGAAUUAACCAAAGCCGGGGAACGUGAAGUAUUCUUCGAAAUGAAUGGCCAACUUAGAUCAAUUUUGAUUAGUGACAAAGAAGCCACAAAGUCGAUAUCGUUUCAUCCGAAGGCUUUGAAAGGUGUCAAAGGCUCCGUUGGUUCACCAAUGCCUGGUGAAUUAGUAACAAUCAAUGUGAAAGACGGAGACGUUGUAGAGAAAGGUCAAAAAUUAGCUACAUUGUCAGCUAUGAAAAUGGAAAUGAGCAUAACAGCACCCGUUUCAGGUUGUAUUAAAAAGAUUUACGUUUCCAGUGGAAUGAAAGUAUCUGGUGAUGAUUUAUUAUUCGAUAUAGAAUAAAACUGUUCACUUAUUUCAAAAUAUUACCUAUAUUUAGCCUUUAUUCUUUGAUUUUAUAUUUCUAUGUUAUUGUGUGACAAUCACCUAUUAGCAGUCUUUAUAUUUUACUUUGAUUCUAUCGUGCUAUUUAUAUUACAUUAUAACAAAAGCAACAGCUUUAAAAGGAAUAUUUCCUUGAUAUUACACACAUGAAGAUAGAUGUAAAUCGAAUUACUUUGGGGAGUAUCCCUUGACAAACUGUGUGUAUGUUUUUUGUUCUGUAGUUAUCUUUAAUUGCAUAAUUACAAAUACAAACAAAUCUUUAUUUGUCUA
Schistosoma curassoni is the source of this 5546-nucleotide messenger RNA. The record is from the annotation of a GenBank genome assembly. Lineage: Eukaryota; Metazoa; Platyhelminthes; Trematoda; Strigeidida; Schistosomatidae.